GUAGCCAUGUUCGAAACUUCGCCGCUCACCUUUGCUCAUGCCUGCACAGCAUAGCACCGCCUCAGCUCGACUGCAUACACUCUCACGACACCUCGCAACGUCCACCAUGCCUGAACGACCGUUCAUCACCUGCCACGUCCUCAACACCGUCACCGGCAAGCCUGGCGCGGGCAUCGAUGUCAAGCUGAAGCUCGUAUCGCCAGAACACGCCACAACGGCCCAUUGGACGGCGAAGACAAACGAUGAUGGACGAGUAACAGCAUGGAGUGCUUCAGCAGAUCUCAACGAGGUGGUCAAAGCGGCAAAGGCAGGGCUGCAAGAGGGCGAGCAGCUGAUUUGGAGCUUGACAUUUGAUACCGAGGCGUUUUACGGCAAGGGAAACACUUUCUGGCCACAAGUCGAGCUGCGAUUUGCGGCUGAGAAGGGCGAGGAGCAUUAUCAUGUGCCCUUGCUGCUUGGGCCGUGGAGCUACACGACCUAUCGUGGGUCAUGAGAACAUCCUGGACAACACGGAAUCCAUCAGCCCAUCAUGCAUACCGGGUUAUUUCGCUAUGGAAGAAGUCAACGACUUCUUUUGAGCACACCGCCCUAUCAUAUGCUCCAGCUCAUAUGCUGCACAUAAAGCGG
Molecule: messenger RNA, 627 nt
Organism: Cercospora beticola
Lineage: Eukaryota; Fungi; Ascomycota; Dothideomycetes; Mycosphaerellales; Mycosphaerellaceae
Product: hydroxyisourate hydrolase
Biological process (GO): purine nucleobase metabolic process
Molecular function (GO): hydroxyisourate hydrolase activity
Source: RefSeq, a predicted model, not a curated record